AUGGCAUCAACACCCGUUAACCCAAGGACCUUCGCUGCGAACACAAGUCUCGGUUUGAAAUCUAGUCCUUCUCCAUUUCCACGAACCCCGCGGCCCUCGAAACAGAACCGGAAUCCCUACGAGUUGGGAUUGUCACUGAAGAAGGUAAUUGGAACUACAGUAUCAUCUCCACCAUGCUUCGAUUGUCUUUCUAGCUCUCGAAUAUUUGCAUAUACAGCUGGAGCUACCGUAGUGGUUGUUGAUAUUGACGAUGAGGGGAAACACUUCCAACGUUUCUUUCGGGCUUCUCCAACAGCAGUUGCUGCCAAUGUGAGUAAUGCAACCUUGGGUGGGCCCUCGACGCCUGCCACCAAUGCCACCGAUGGCAGAAACGGAAAAGGAUUUCGAGAUGCUGCAAUUCCGUAUGCACCAUCCACGGCACAUACAGGAUUAGAAUCAGGUGACUCUCCAUCAAGGACAUGGUCGAGCAGGGAAAGAAUAAAAGCGGCUACAUGUGUAUCUAUCAGUUCAGAUGGUCGCUUUUUAGCCGUAGGCGAGACAGGAUACGCUCCUAGGGUUCUCAUAUUCUAUCUGCAAGAGAAUUCGUCAGAUACACCACUCGCCAUUCUCACCGAGCAUACAUAUGGUGUGUCUGCUAUAGCCUUCAGUCCUGAUGGCAAAUACCUAGCCAGUCUAGGUAAUGUCAAUGAUGGAUUUCUUCAUGUUUGGGCCAUAAAUCAAAAGAAUGGAACCGCAAAGCUACAUUCGAGCAACAAAUGUACUAGUUUCAUCAAGCAAAUGUUAUGGCUGGGAGGGAACGUAGUAACAGUAGGAACUCGCCACAUAAAAGUUUGGCGGGUCGAUGAUGGCCGGUGUCCCUCGCCAAAACAAAAAUUUGCACUUGACGGCACACCAUUGCCACUGCCAGUUCAACCAGCACUCAAGACCCUUGCUGGCCGGAACUGUUUACUUGGACCAUUGGUAGAUGCAACCUUCACAUGUGUGGCUUCAUUAUCUGAUCACAGGGCCAUUGUCUGUUCAGAAAAAGGAGACGUUUGCCUCCUAGAUAGCACGGAAGGUCAAAAGUUAUUGAAAGUUUUGAGCACGGGAUUUCCCGUCACAUGUGUUGCUAUUGAAAUGGAAACGCGACAAGUAAGGAUAGGAGGUCGCAAUGGUAAAGUCAAGACGGUAUCCUUAGACACCCUUCUAGCUCCAAGUACUCCUCCAUUGUCACCUCUUCCGGCAGAUGAUUUUAAUGACGAAGUUGACGCUGGUCAUUUAUGUGCUAUGGGUUACGCCGGAAGAAGUUUUGUUACAAUUGAUUCUCGGCAUACAAUUGAGACAUGGGGCAAAGACGACGAUGACACGGACCAUGGAUUUCAAAACACAUUUCAACCUGCACAUGGCGAUGCGGUCAUGGGCGUCCAGCUCUUACCCGAGAACAAUCGGAUGGGCGCCUCUUUUCUUACCUGGUCGGUUAAUGGCAGCCUUGCCUACUGGGACCUUUAUGGUAACAGCAAAGGUUCGGUCACAAUCGGCAUAGAUCAAGUAUCCAUAGAGGAUGAAACUGUCAAUUCGUGCCAAGUCGUUAGGGUAUCCAAGGAAGCCUUGUUUUUGGUUUCCGGAGACAAGUGCGGGGUGUUGAAGAUACUAGAUCCAUCUACUGGUGCAUGCACUUUUGAGACUCGUGCUCAUUCUGCCGAGGUUCAAGAUAUCGCCAUUUAUGAGGAUGGUAGAUCAACUAUGGUAGCUUCCUGUAGUCGAGACCGGACCAUCCAAAUAUUUCGCCGGGUCUUUGACAAGUGGGAAUUAGUUCAAACCUUGGAGGAGCAUACUGCUGGUGUGUGUGGUUUGUUCUUUGCUGAGAAUGGUGAGAAGCUCAUAUCGUGCGGCAUGGAUAGGACAAUUCAUAUUAGGCAGAUUGUCAAGAAGGAAUCAGCAGAGGGCGACGUGCUGGCUGCUGUGCCAGUCCGCAUCAUUACCUUGAAAGCUGCUCCGGUCUCAAUGACGCCUUGUCUCGGUGCUCAAGUGGGUAACAUUGUGGUGUCUUUAUUAGAUCGCACUGUAGCUACCUAUGAUAUAGCUAGUGGUCGUCUGGUAAACUCAUUCCGAGCAACCGAUUACGAUGGAGCAGACGCUGUUGCUCUAGACUGUCUGGCCAUGAGUACACCUAGUACGCUUUCUGGCAAACCUAGUACGAUUCUCGCUGGUGUCUCGACUACCGAUAAGUCUGUCCGUAUCUAUGAUUGGAAUACUGGAUCUUUCCUAGACCGAGAAUGGGGGCAUACUACUUCCGUAUCAGGCGUAGCACUUCUGGAGAACCCCGAUUCAUCUUCUAGAGUCUUGAUAAGUACAGGUUUAGAUGGUACAAUCAUGAUGUGGGAUAUUGCUUCCAACGCCACAGACCUUCCCAAUCAAUCCGAAUCAAAUGACGCCGCUCGUGAUGAACCACCGCCAAAGGAGCCAACAACCUUAAGGCAGCCACUAAGGAAAGUCUUAUCGAAAGCCGAGCUUGCCGAGUUUCAACGGGCAUCACCAAUCGCUACUCCUUCUGGACGGUCUUCGCCCCCUAGAGUAGUUCGACGCAAGACUUCGAAGUUCAGUUUGGCAAAUUCAAACCCCACAUUAUCAAUUCCAUCAGUACCAGCUGUGCCAACCAAGCAUUUUGCAUCUGCAUCGGACGAGUCAGGUCGGAGGACUUCUCCAAGGAACAGAUCUCGUAGCCCAAGCAGUCCUCAGACAAGAGAACUGAGACGUCCCUCAACAGCCACAGUAGAUUUGAGGGGUCGUGGCAAAGCCUCUAGCAUUGGAAUCAGCGAGUUCGGAUCACUUAACGUGGCGACAGAACAGGCCUGUCGAACACUUCGAGCAUACCGGAGAAAGCUCUUAUCCACUGAAACUGUCGAUGAAGAAUGUUUAAAAGAACUGGAUCAAGAGUUACGGCUCACUUCACUAGCGUUAGGGGAUAAGAGUCAGAAGUCGAAAUCUAUUAGUGAGACGGUUCUAGCAGGACUACUUGACCAAUAUUCCGACAGACUCGUUGCCAUAUUUGAUGAGAAGUUGAGAUUGAGUCAAUUAAGGCCAAACAGAAUGGUCGAAUCUCCUACCGAGAUGGUCGAACGCCCAAGAACGGCUGACAAAUCCAGCGAAGAUGGAGAGUUUCUUGAUUGUCAUUGA
This is a messenger RNA of Sclerotinia borealis F-4128, 3156 nucleotides long. NCBI's taxonomy places the organism in Eukaryota, Fungi, Ascomycota, Leotiomycetes, Helotiales, Sclerotiniaceae. The record is from the annotation of a GenBank genome assembly.